Messenger RNA from Carassius gibelio (silver crucian carp), 4177 nucleotides. Its product is annotated as E3 ubiquitin-protein ligase TRIM39. The transcript is spliced from 7 exons. Gene Ontology annotation, molecular function: ubiquitin-protein transferase activity; protein binding; zinc ion binding. The coding region runs from base 141 to 1736 and encodes 531 amino acids. The record is from RefSeq and is a predicted model, not a curated record. Gene Ontology annotation, biological process: protein ubiquitination. NCBI's taxonomy places the organism in Eukaryota, Metazoa, Chordata, Actinopteri, Cypriniformes, Cyprinidae.
UUCCAUACUCUGACAUCACUGUAAUUCAGUGAGAGAUUCCGAGAAAAUGAAACUUAUGACAAUAUGGAUGCCUGAAAGUUACACAAAAUAUUUUCUGAGCCAUUCAAAGACUCUUGUGGAAACAUCUGAAACUCACAGCAAUGUCAUCCUCCAGUGGUCCACUGUCUGAGGAGCUUCAGUGCUCUAUAUGUCUGGAUGUGUUCACUGAUCCAGUCACUGCUCCAUGUGGACAUAACUUCUGCAAGACCUGUCUGAAUAAGCACUGGGACAACAGCCAGACCUGCAGCUGUCCUUACUGUAAAGAAACCUUCAGCCAAAGACCUGAUCUCAAGAUUAAUAUCACACUCCGAGAGGUUGCUGAUCACUAUAAGAAGAAAAGUCCUGAAGAAAAAAAUGAAGUUCGGUGUGACAUCUGUGAGGAAGGAAAGCUGAAAGCCCUGAAGUCAUGUCUGGUGUGUCAGAGCUCUUACUGUGAAACUCACCUGGAGCCUCAUUUGAAAGUGGCAGGUUUAAAGAAACACAAACUGAUGAAUCCUGUGAGUAAUCUGGAGGACUACAUAUGCCAGAAACAUGAGAGGCCUCUGGAGCUUUUCUGUAGAGAUGAUCGGACAUGUGUGUGUCCCAUGUGUGCUCUGACAGACCACAAGAACCACAGCACUGUUCCUCUAGAAAAGGAGAGUGAAGAGCAGAAGAUGAAGAUUCAAAAUGAAGUACAGCAGAUGAUCCAGGAGAGAACCAAGAAGAUUCAAGACAUCAAACACUCAGCGGAAGUCAGAAAAAGAAACACAGAGAUGGAGAAAGCUGCUCGUGUUGAGUUCUUCACUGAUCUCAUCCGCUCCAUUGAGAGAUGUCAGACUGAACUGCUGGAGACGGUGGACGAGCAGCAGAAAGCAGCAGGGAAACAGGAGGAAGAGCUCAUUGAAGAGCUGGAGCAGGAGAUCAGUGAGCUAAAGAUGAAGAGCACUGAGCUGGAGCAGCUCUCACACACUGAAGAUCACCUCCACCUCCUGCAGAUUUACUCGUCCCUGUGCAGCCCUAAAAACACCAGGAACUGGCCUGAGAUCAGAAUGGAGACUAGUGAGAGUCUGGAGACUCUGAGGGGAGCUCUGACUCAGCUGCAGGACACUAUAGAUGAGAAGCUCACACAGACCGUCUCUACAGAGCUGAAGUGGAUGCAGCAGUAUGCAGUGGAUGUGACUCUGGAUCCUGAUACAGCUUAUCCUGAUCUCAUCCUGUCUUAUGAUGGAAAACAAGUGAGAAAUGGAGACAUUAAACAAAAGCUCCCAUAUAGCCCAAAGAGGUUUACUUACUGUUCAAAUGUCUUGGCAGAGGAGGGAUUCUCCUCAGGGAAGUUUUAUUAUGAGGUGCAGGUAAAGGGGAAGACUGAAUGGGAAUUAGGAGUGGCCAGAGAAUCUGUUAAAAGGAAGGGAAAGAUCACACUGAGUCCUCUGGAUGGAUUCUGGACUGUGUGGCUGAGAAAUAAGAAUCAGUAUGCAGCCCUCUCUUAUCCCACUGUCCCUCUGUCUCUAAGAGUGAGACCGCAGCGCAUCGGUGUGUUUGUGGAUUAUGAGAAGGGACUGGUCUCCUUUUAUGAUGUGGAGUCAAGCUCUCUUAUCUACUCUUUUACUGGUCAGUCUUUCACUGGCAAAAUCUAUCCAUAUUUUAGUCCAUCCUUGAGCUUUAAUGGUAGAAACUCAGCCCCUCUGAUCAUCACACCUGUCAAUUACAAUCAAUGAAUUUACACUCUCAGGUUGUGUGUCAAAGCAUUUUUAGCCGGAUGAAAAUGGCUAUUUGUUGCCACUUAAAGCUGCAGUCGGUAACUUUUGACGCUCUAGCGGUUAAUAAACAGAACUGCUUGCGUCUUGUGGAAGAACAGCGUAGCCGGAACUACUUCUCUCUGUUUAUGUCUAUGAAGAAUCACAAAGGUACUGGGUUACUCCGCCGCGGUACCCCCGAAGCAAUCUAAAAUAGUCCGAAUAUAAACACUUAUUAUAGAUGCACCCUAGUGAUUCAGGACAAGACAAAAACACGGUUUGGAAAAUGGAUUCAUGGUGUACUCGCUUAUUAUAUACAUUUGUUCUACAUUUUGAACACAAACAAAGUUACGGACCGCAGCUCUGAUUGGUUGUUUCUUACCGGGAGCGAUGGAUUUCUGCAAAUGGCAAUAGGACACUGGGAGGAGCCAGAGGAGCUUGAUUUUUUCACAGAUCUGUCUCAUAUUCUACUGUCAGGACAUAAUGACAGGUUUAACAAAUAUGUAAAAAAUAUAUAUUUACAAAAGUUACCUACUGCAGCUUUAAUGGCAAUUAGCUUGAUCAAGGUUGUACUUAAUUUAUAUAUAUAUGAUCUGUUUACUUUUAUGAUUAAUGAUGAACCAAAACCAUCUUAGCAAAACUGUAUAAUCCUAUAUGAUUAAUUAUGCAUAAUUAAAAGGGGGGGGGGGAUGUUGCAUACAGAAAAUUAAAAUGAAGACUUGGAAUUAUGACAUUGUUUCCAUGACAGAUUACCGCUUAAUUAUCAUUACCAUACAGCAUUAUCAUUAAUUAGAAAUAAAUUUACUGUUUUACAAUAUAUCACAAUUAAAUGUUCACAUCACAAAGGAUACCAAUCGGGUCACAAUAAAAUACAAAUCUAUGUUUUAAUAAUAGGCUUUUGCCCUGUGAGGGUUUGCAUUACAAUUACAAUUCUUUAGCAAAAGCACUUGUAAUUUAAAUUGAUCAGAUAUUUGAAGUGCAUUAAUCCAUGUAUAAUUUUUAUAUAUAUUAAAUAUAUAGUAUAAUUAUGCUUUGUGAACCAGAAUAACUUUCUGCUUGUUCAUCGCUGCUUGCAGCUUUAAUAUUUAAAUAGGAUUUGUAUCUAGCCCCCGAUAGUGAAAAUAACUACGUGCAACUUGAAUUUCAUUUAUUGUACCCUUUAAAUUAGCUUGAAAGAUCAACAACAGCAGUAGUAUAGUGUAACAUUUAUUUGAAACAUGUAUUUGGUACUUGCUACCUUUUAUUUUUCCUUUCCUUCGCAUAAACCCCACGGACCAACAGAAACUCAAAGGUGCUUAGGAGCCAAAACAAACUCCAGAGAGUUUGCUUUGGUGAGCUGUUUUGAACUGCCAUGAAGAAAAAAACUCAAACUCCAUGAUUUUGUUCGAAACUACAUAUUUAGUUUGAAGUAUACAGGGGCCGUUAAAUGUCACAAUAGAGUAGAAAAGACUAUUGCAACUUCCACUUCAUGUCGACUCUAUUGUUGCAUAAUGAAACACCAGUGGAUUUGAACAGAGAUCAUCCAUCUGCAUUACAGUGAUCACACGCUGGCGAGACACAGAGAAGCGUUUGUUCCCCCGAAGCCGAAUGAGUUGGUGAGAGCCACUCUGCGUCCGCUGGAGCUCCAGGUCUGUGCUGUGCAGGGCACAUAGUUCAGGUCAAACUCUGGUUCGGUGCGGUCCAGGUUGAGGGUGGGCGGCAGGACGCUGUGGUGACACGCGAGGGCAGUGAAGGCGGCCUCCAGCGCUCCAGCCGCUCCCAGCAGAUGACCGCUCGCUCCUUUAGUGGAGGACACGGCCAGUGAGUACGCAUGCUGCCCAAACAGUCUCUUAAUGGCAGUGUUCUCCGCGGCGUCUCCGAGCGGCGUGGAGGUGGCGUGAGCGUUGACAUACGUCACGUCUGAAGGAGACACUCCAGCAUCACGGAGAGCAGCAGUCAUGCACCUGAAACACAGCAGGAGAAGCUGAUUAAUACACUCCUGGAUGAUCCCUGCAAUUAUAUCCAAGCAUAUGAAAGAGUAGCAGUAGUAUAUUUUUAUUAAAUAUACAUUAAAACACUACAUACAUUAAAAGUGAGACAGUCCAAAAAAACCUGCAAUUGAGUAGGGUCUAAGCAUAUGAAAUAAAACAAUAUCUAAGCAUUCAAAUUUCAUCACGUUUGAAGGUCAACUGCCUGCAUAUAUUUAAUAAAGCCCUAAAAUAAAGUAUGUAUUAAAAUAAAAUGAAAUGUAAUAACAAAUGUGAAAAUACUUUAUUUCUGAUUAAUCAAAAUGAACUUUUUUUUUGUUAAAUGCAUAAGUAUGUGAAAACCUCUUUGAACUGUCUUAUAUUUGUACUAUCCAUGUUCUGUAAUGCCUGUUACCAAACAAUGUUAUAUAUGAUUAUGUUGUGUUGCAAUAAAAAAGCCCAGGUUACAAAAAUAAA